This is a messenger RNA of Tigriopus californicus, 1979 nucleotides long. Its product is annotated as chitin deacetylase 1-like. The record is from RefSeq and is a predicted model, not a curated record. Gene Ontology annotation, biological process: carbohydrate metabolic process. Lineage: Eukaryota; Metazoa; Arthropoda; Copepoda; Harpacticoida; Harpacticidae. The coding region runs from base 258 to 1907 and encodes 549 amino acids. Gene Ontology annotation, cellular component: extracellular region. Gene Ontology annotation, molecular function: chitin binding; protein binding. The transcript is spliced from 6 exons.
AAAGUCACAUGCUCCAAAAUGCACGAUUGGGACUGACUUUGUUCUUUAUUGUUUUGUCAUUCUACUGUGAUAGCCAGGUAAACUUUGCGUAGUCGGCUGCGGAAAGUUGGGGAAGCCAGUGGAUGUACCAUCGAACUCCUACCAAAAACAGACUUCCAUGGUCAGUCAGUCAGUCAGUCAUCAAGUUGAGAUCUGAGGAAUAACUUCUCAUCCUCGAAGAAGUCCAAGCUCAAUUUCUUAAUGAAAUUUGUGUCAUAAUGAUGUGUCCUCGAUUGUCCUUGUUUCAUAUCAUUGCCAUAAUUAGUAUUAGCAUUGUCAAAGCUCAGAAUAUUUUGGAUUUUGGAGCAGACGAUCGUGCGGAGCAAGACCGUUUGCAAGGUACUAUCGAAGAAUUGUGCAAGAAUCGACCAUUAAGUGAAUAUUUCAGACUUUCCACGGAAUCGAAUUGUCGCGAUGCUGUUAGGUGUGUCGGAAACGAUUUCGCAGGGGGGCAUACUUUAGCUGCAGUUCGAUGUCCCACGGGACUUUUAUUCGAUCUCGAUGGCCAAACGUGUGAUUGGGCAACUAAAGUUGACAAUUGCGACCGCUUGACCAAACCCCGACUGGCGAGACCCAAUUUCAAAACUGACGAACCCGUUUGUCCCGAGGGACUUCUUCAAUGUGGUGAUGGGGCGUGCAUUGACAAGCUUUUGUUUUGCGAUGGGAAUGAAGGUGAUUGUGAGGAUGGUUCUGACGAAGUCGCUUGCACAAUCGACGAAGAUCCUAACGCUGCUCCCAAAUGCGAUCGGUCUCAAUGCGUCUUGCCUGACUGCUUUUGCUCAGCCGAUGGAACGCAGGUACCGGGCGACCUUGAAGUGGGCCAAGUACCUCAAAUGGUUACCUUGACUUUCAACGGUGCUGUGAAUAGUGACAACAUUCCAAUUUUCCAAGAAAUAUUCAAGGAGGAUUUCAUCAACCCCAACGGAUGCUCGAUUAAAGGAACUUUUUUUGUUAGUCACAAAUAUACAAACUAUUCUGCUGUACAGGAUCUGCACAGGCGUGGUCACGAAAUCGGGGCAUUUUCUAUCACUCGCAAAGAUGAUCCUCAAUAUUGGACCAAAGGCACUUAUGACGAUUGGUUGGCUGAAAUGGCCGGGGCGAGGUUGAUCAUUGAACGGUUUUCAAACAUCACAGAUGGCUCUGUAAUUGGUAUGCGAGCCCCUUAUCUUCGAGUGGGUGGAAACCAGCAAUUUCUCAUGAUGAACGACCAAUUCUUCAUUUACGACUCUUCUAUUGCGGCUCCUUUAUCUAGAGUGCCAAUUUGGCCUUAUACUCUUUUAUACAGAAUGCCACACAGAUGUCACGGAAAUGCUCACAAUUGCCCAUCACGCAGUCAUCCAAUUUGGGAGCUCCCUAUCAACGAAUUGGACCGUCGAGAUGAUCCAAACUAUGAUGAGCGUUUGUCUGGUUGCACACUUGUUUCCUCUUGUUCUAACAUUUACGAUAAGCAACAAUUUCGAACGCUUCUAGAGCACAACUUCAACAGGCAUUAUGGAUCCAACCGAGCGCCCUUAACUUUAAGCUUCGACGCUGCUUGGUUAGAAAUCAACAAAGGGUUCACUCGUGUCCUAUCCGAUUGGAUUCGAGAGAAAUUAACCAGCCAAAGUGAUGUUUACUUUGUCACCGAGCUUCAGGUAAUUCAAUGGAUGCAAAACCCGGUGGACAUCAAUUCUCUACGAGAUUACGCCGAGUGGAAGGAUAAGUGCGAUGUCAAGGGUCAGGCAUUUUGUUCUCUCCCGAAUCCUUGCCCGCUAACGACUCGCGAGUUGCCAGGGGAAACUCUACGUCUUCAUACGUGCAUGGAAUGCCCAAAUAACUAUCCCUGGUUACUAGAUCCCACUGGGGACGGAUUCAGCUUCAAAAAAUGACUUCUUCCAGAUCAAUGCACAAACGUUUAUAAAUAUACAUCGAAUUGAAGCAAUUCACUCUGGUUUCGUAAA